Messenger RNA from Exophiala oligosperma, 1850 nucleotides. RefSeq lists its product as uncharacterized. The record is from RefSeq and is a predicted model, not a curated record. NCBI's taxonomy places the organism in Eukaryota, Fungi, Ascomycota, Eurotiomycetes, Chaetothyriales, Herpotrichiellaceae. Bases 207 to 1394 code for a protein of 395 amino acids. Gene Ontology annotation, molecular function: antiporter activity; GDP-mannose transmembrane transporter activity. Gene Ontology annotation, cellular component: Golgi apparatus. The transcript is spliced from 4 exons.
CUUUUUUUGGCCGGUUCAGUCUUUAGACACUUUUAACUUACAGUAGAGGGCACGGAGCGGUGUCUCAGUUAUCGGCCCUAAUUCCUUCGAGUCGAUCACAUAUCCCGACUGCACAGCACCCCCGAGGGUCGCCAGCUUUUCGUCUCGUCCAAAACCCUCUCCGAAGCAUCGCUUUUUGAAUCUUUCGAUACAACAAUGAGACGGUGAUGCCAGACAAGAACAACGAGAAUCCAGAGACAAGAGAUAUCAGCAAAAUGAAAGACAAGGAGUUUAGUGAACGGGAGAAGUUCCUCUCGGAGCCUGCGCCCCAUCAGCCACCGGGCGACAAUGGCAGCAAGGGUAGUGCACUCUCGCAACUCGAGAACAAUCCUGGUGCUGCUGUUCUGGCCUACUGUUUUUCAUCGAUCAGUAUGACGGUUGUCAACAAAUAUGUCGUUUCCGGCUCAUCGUGGAGCUUGAAUUUCUUGUAUCUGGCCAUUCAGUCCAUGAUCUGCACGGCUGCAAUCCUGGUUUUGAAAAACAUGGGCAUGAUUCCAAAGCUGGCUGCCUUGGAGAGCAGCAAGGUCAAGAAAUGGCUCCCCGUGUCCGUCGUCUUCGUCGGCAUGAUUUACACCAGCACCAAGGCGCUUCAAUUUCUAUCGGUUCCAGUCUACACGAUUUUCAAGAAUUUAACCAUCAUCGUCAUUGCUUAUGGUGAGGUCCUAUGGUUUGGCGGCAGCGUUACUCCACUACUUUUGCUAUCGUUCGGCUUCAUGGUGCUCAGCUCUAUUGUUGCUGCAUGGGCAGAUAUACAAGCUGCACUGCAGGGCGUCGGACAUUCGGUCGAAACCACCGCUGCCAUUUCGACCUUGAACGCCGGCUAUUUCUGGAUGGGGCUAAACGUCUUCUGCACUGCGUCGUAUGUUCUGGGCACGCGCAAGUUCAUCACCUCACUGAACUUCAAAGAUUGGGAUACCAUGUUCUAUAACAACCUGCUCUCCCUCCCCAUAAUGAUUAUCUGCUCUCUGAUCACCGAGGACUGGUCUGCGGCCAACUUUGCGAAGAAUUUCCCCGCCGAGUCACGGAACAAUAUCAUGAUUGGCAUGUUCUACUCUGGUCUGGGCGCCAUCUUCAUCUCGUACUCUUCUGCCUGGUGCAUUCGCAAAACCUCAUCCACAACGUACUCGUUUGUUGGUUAUCUGAACAAGCUUCCUCUUGCCAUCAGCGGCAUCGUCUUUUUCGAUGCUCCUGUCACAUUUGGCAGUAUCUCGGCUAUUCUGCUGGGCUUCUUCAGUGGCCUUGUCUACGGCUAUGGCAAGAUGAAGCAGAAAGAGCAGUUAAAGCAGGUUCUUCCGACCUACCAACCGGUCAUGAGCGCCAGUUCUCAGAGUCAAAAAGAUGCUUCCAGAUCAUGAGCCAAUUAUGACUAGGCCCCCAGGAAGGACCAAGCACUUUUAUGGAUUGAGACCGUUUUCAUGUGCUGCGCCAUGACCUAUUUAUGCGAUCGUCUUUGUGGACGAGGCAAUCAGAUUCGAGUACAAUAUCUUUGACUUCUGGGUUUCAAGGUGUGUACUCCGCAACUAUGUAUAUAUUGAUGUUUGUAUAUUAGAGAUAGAUUUGUUCUGAAGCUAUGUUUGCAGAUAGCGCGUUUGGCAGCUCGGCGAGAAACCAGCUCCAGAUCGUCCUAUUUCCCAAUACUUGUUUCUCAAGGUCCAAGUCCAGAUCAGAGAUGACCCUGAGCAUCGAAAAGCACUGACUCAUGACACGUUUCCUGAAUGUUCGACCAUAACAUGAGGCUUCUGUACACCCAGACGUCCACGUCGCAGCUGUCUUACCUGGUGUAUUGCCAGGAUUACUCGGAAUUCUUUGCA